GGAUUCAGACGCUUUUGCGUUGGGGGAGGAUACGUGACUGGCGUUUGUGCCAGAAGAGCCAGGACUGACUUCUAAACACUCAUGUUACUCAAGGAGGAAGCUGGGAGAAGGAAGAAACAGAAAGAACCAGGGAUGGCUGCCAUGCAGGGACAGUUAACAUUCAGGGAUGUGGCCAUAGAAUUCUCUCAGGAGGAGUGGGAAUGCCUGGACCCUGCACAGAGGGCUUUGCACAGGGAUGUUAUGUUGGAGAACUACAGCAACCUCAUCUCCCUGGUCAACUCUCCUGAACAUACAAUUAAAGAUUUACCACCAAAAGCAAGUGGCGAUUCAGAAGAAAUAAGCCAGACAAUGAUGUCAGGAAGAUAUAAAGGCAGUGGCACUGAAGCCUUUUCCUUCAGAGAAAUCCAGGAGAACAUACAGGAUUUUGAGUUCCAGUGGAAAGACAGUGAAAGCAAUUACAAAUCCACCCAGAGAAAACAUCAAGACAGUAGCAAGACAGGAAAAUGUCAUAGGAACCUACUUGAAUUACAGUCAUUUCCAUCUGCAGAAAAUAUUAAUGAUGAAGUUAAGUCUAUCACCAGUGGUUCUUCUAUUUUGUUGUCUCGUCAAAUUCCUCACACUGGUGUCAAAGUACACAUUAUUCAUGAAUAUGAGGAUGAUGUUUAUUGUUCACUACUUAAGAAAAGACAAAAAACAUUUACUAAAGAAAAACCUUAUCAGUGUGAUGAGUGUGGCAAAGUAUUCAGUUAUACUUCUUCUCUGGCACAUCAUCAACAAAUUCAUACUGGAGAGAAACUUUACAAAUGUGUUGAAUGUGGGAAGGCUUUUUUUCGACGUUCUUAUCUUUUGGUACAUGAGAGGCAUCAUACUGGAGCAAAACCUUACAAAUGUAAUGAAUGUGGCAAGGUCUUCACUCAGAAUUCACACCUCACAAGUCAUCGGAGAAUUCAUACUGGUGAGAAACCAUAUAAGUGUAAUGAAUGUGGCAAAGCCUUUAGUGUUCGUUCAAACCUAACUAAUCAUCAGGUAAUUCAUACUGGAGAAAAACCUUACAAAUGUAACGAGUGUGGCAAGGUCUUCAGUCAAACUUCAAGCCUUGCAAUACAUCGGAGAACUCACACUGGCGAGAAACCUUACAGGUGCAAUGAGUGUGGAAAAGUCUUUAGCUCACAUUCAAACCUAAAUACCCAUCAGGUAAUCCAUACUGGAGAAAAACCCUACAGAUGUUCAGAGUGUGGCAAGGUCUUUACUCAGAAUUCACAUCUUGCAAAUCAUUGGAGAAUACAUACUGGAGAGAAACCUUACAAGUGUAAUGAGUGUGGAAAGGCCUUUAGUGUGUAUUCUAGCCUCACUACCCAUCAGGCAAUCCAUACUGGAGAAAAGCCUUACAAGUGUGAUGAGUGUGGCAAGGUCUUUACUCAAAAUUCACAUCUUGCAAGUCAUCGUGGAGUCCAUAGUGGGGAGAAGCCUUACAAGUGUGAAGAAUGUGGCAGAGUCUUUAGUCAGACUUCAAAUCUUGCAAGACACUGGAGGAUUCAUACCGGAGAGAAGCCAUACAAAUGCAAUGAAUGUGGCAAAGCUUUUAGUGUUCGUUCAAGCCUAACUUCCCAUCUGGUAAUACAUACUGGAGAAAAGCCUUACAAAUGUAAUGAAUGUGGCAAGGUGUUUAGUCAAACUUCAAGCCUUGCAAUUCAUCAGAGAAUUCACACUGGAGAGAAACCUUACAGGUGCAAUGAGUGUGGAAAAGCCUUUAAUUCACAUUCAAACCUAAAUACCCAUCAGGUAAUCCAUACUGGACAAAAACCUUAUAAAUGUCUGGAUUGUGGCAAAGUGUUUACUCAAAAUUCACACCUGGCAAAUCAUCGUAGAACACAUACAGGAGAGAAACCUUACAAGUGUAAUGAGUGUGGCAAAGCCUUCAGUGUGUACUCAACUCUGACUACUCAUCAUGCAAUCCAUACUGGAGAAAAACCUUACAAGUGCAAUGAAUGUGGUAAAGUCUUCACUCAAAAUUCACACCUAGCAAAUCACCGUAGGACUCAUACUGGAGAAAAACCUUACAAAUGUGAUAAGUGUGGUAAAGCCUUUAGUGUUCGUUCAAGCUUGACUACCCAUCAGGCUAUCCAUAGUGGAGAAAAACCUUACACAUGUGCUGAGUGUGGCAAAGUCUUUAGUCGAAGUUCUAACCUUGCAAGUCAUCGGAGACGUCAUAUUGGACAGAAGCAUCAGUGAAUAUAGCAAGGUCUUCAGCCACAAUUCAUUUGCACAAUAUUCAGGAAUUCAUUCUUAAGAAAAUACCAAUGUCCAUAAU
Messenger RNA from Phodopus roborovskii (desert hamster), 2311 nucleotides. RefSeq names its product zinc finger protein 160. Bases 82 to 2232 code for a protein of 716 amino acids. Gene Ontology annotation, biological process: regulation of DNA-templated transcription. The transcript has 4 exons. The record is from RefSeq and is a predicted model, not a curated record. NCBI's taxonomy places the organism in Eukaryota, Metazoa, Chordata, Mammalia, Rodentia, Cricetidae.